Molecule: messenger RNA, 933 nt
Organism: Coprinopsis cinerea okayama7#130
Lineage: Eukaryota; Fungi; Basidiomycota; Agaricomycetes; Agaricales; Psathyrellaceae
Exons: 11
Coding region: 1-933 (310 amino acids)
Biological process (GO): TOR signaling; regulation of actin cytoskeleton organization
Cellular component (GO): TORC1 complex; TORC2 complex
Molecular function (GO): protein binding
Source: RefSeq, a predicted model, not a curated record
AUGUCUGUUAUCCUGGUCACCGGUUCUUACGACCACGAAAUCCGAUUCUGGGAGGCCUGGAGUGGGAUCUGCUCGAGGACGAUUGCUAGGACUGGAGAGACAGGUCAAGUGAAUCGUUUGGCCAUUUCACCUGAUAAACGCCUUCUAGCUGCAGCCAUCCACAAGAAGGUCAAUAUCUAUGAGAUUGGGAGUCCGUUGAAUGAACCGCUAGUGACUUUCGAAAGUCAUACAAUGAACAUCUCUGCCGUUGCUUUCCACAGUGAAGGAAAGUGGCUCGUCACUGGCAGUGAAGAUGGGACAAUCAAGAUCUGGGACCUUCGAACAUCGUCCCUUCACCGAACAUACGACAAUGGGGCACCAGUGAACGACGUUAUCAUCCAUCCAAACCAAGGCGAGCUCAUCUCAUGCGACCAAUCUGGGAGUAUCAAGCAAUGGGACCUGGCAGAGAACGUCUGCUCGCACGAAUUGACUCCUGCAGGCGACGUCCCAAUCCGCUCCGUGACACUCGCCUCCGACGGUUCAUGUCUGGUUGCUGGAAACAACAAGGGCCAAUGUUAUGUUUGGAAGGUCAAUGAAGAGAAUACCAACCUCCCACGAUUCCAGGCCGUGACAAGAUUCCAAGCACACGGCAAGUACCUAACACGAUGUCUCUUGAGUCCAGAUGCAAGAUACCUUGCCACAUGCUCCGCCGAUACAACAGUGAAGAUUUGGUCUAUCAGUCCGACCUACGAAUUCAAACUCGAACGUAUUCUGGUAGGACAUCAGCGCUGGGUGUGGGAUUGCGCGUUUAGCGCAGAUUCUGCCUAUCUAGUGACUGCAUCAUCUGACCACACUGCUCGACUUUGGGAGAUGGCGUCUGGGGAAACUGUGCGGCAGUAUAAUGGCCACCAUAAGGCCGCCGUCUGCUGCGCCCUCCAUGACGGGGCAGGGUAG